GUGGAUUUCAAGGCGAGGCGAGCGAGUGCGUGCGAGUGCGUUUAUAUUCUUUCGUGUCCACCAUUUCACCGCAUCCAGCCAUCCAUCCCCACCCCAUUUAGGUCUUUCUUCCAUCGCUUUCUUGGGUCGAUCUAUUGGCAGGCGGCCGCUCUCACAGCCGCAUCGAUCGACCGGCGCCUGGAAUUUUACUUUUGGGGCUUUCUCUGAGGGAAAUGUGAAGAUGGUCCUCGAGGCAAGGGAGUUGCAAUUCAGGAAAUUGCUAACGGGGGAUGAUGGUUUCAACGAUUCGGCCACUCUCUCGCUUCUUCCGCCCAGCCAAGUGAGUUCUUCUCAGCUGGAAGUUCCUCCGGAGAGACCUUUGACUCAUGCUGCUCCACUUGUAAAUGGCGCAAGGCCGAAGCACCAGCUUACGAUCUUCUACGCGGGUUGUGUCAACGUUUAUGACGAUAUCCCUGAAGAUAAGGCUCAUGCGAUCAUGCUCCUGGCUGGGAAUUCAGCCACUGGAAACGCGAGUCAGAUUCUGGGAUCCUUGGCAUCCUUGCAAGCCCCGGCUGCAAACCAUGCCGGCUUUCCCGAGCCGGCUCACAAAGUUCGUAAGUUACAGCAGGGAUUGGCAGCUCCAUCGCAGGCCGGCUUGCUUCUAAGCCUCAACUUUGGCGGCCGCGCAAGUGGAGGAAACUUUAACCCCGGCAUUCCCAAGAUCUCGUGUCCUCCAGUUCCAGCUCAAGUGCUUCCACAAGCGAGGAAGGCUUCUCUAACUCGGUUCCUCCAGAGGCGCAAAGAGAGAGUUCUCCAGCAGUCUAUGGAGUCCGUCAAGGAUGACAAAACCAGCAGCGAGUUUUCCGUGAAGAAUCAGGACUGCGCGUCCGCUCAGGAAGAAAAUUCCGCCCUCAAGAAAGAAAACUCGGUGGGAUCUAUCGAAGCUUGAGCCUCUAAACUUUAUACUACGUAUAUACUUUUUCUAACUCCCAACUGAAUUUCUGUAAAAAAAAGGCUUAAAGAGAAAAAGUUGAAAAAAAUGAAGAAAAGGUAGGAAAAAAAACUUAAAAAGAAAUAGAUUUAGGUGACUUGUGUAUCGUCAAUUUUUUUGGUUUCCGACUUAGAAAUCAUGGAAACUUCAAAGUUAUUGUUU
Messenger RNA from Selaginella moellendorffii, 1132 nucleotides. RefSeq names its product protein TIFY 6B. The transcript is spliced from 6 exons. Gene Ontology annotation, biological process: regulation of defense response; response to wounding; regulation of jasmonic acid mediated signaling pathway. Lineage: Eukaryota; Viridiplantae; Streptophyta; Lycopodiopsida; Selaginellales; Selaginellaceae. Bases 221 to 928 code for a protein of 235 amino acids. Gene Ontology annotation, cellular component: nucleus. The record is from RefSeq and is a predicted model, not a curated record.